Morone saxatilis (striped sea-bass) is the source of this 3957-nucleotide messenger RNA. It is a transcript of the gene vps8, whose product is annotated as VPS8 subunit of CORVET complex. Gene Ontology annotation, molecular function: protein binding. Lineage: Eukaryota; Metazoa; Chordata; Actinopteri; Moronidae. The record is from RefSeq and is a predicted model, not a curated record. Gene Ontology annotation, cellular component: CORVET complex; late endosome; HOPS complex. Gene Ontology annotation, biological process: vesicle-mediated transport; protein targeting to vacuole; endosomal vesicle fusion.
AAAGAGGAGGACAGUGGAUCUGAAUGCAACAGUUCACGGGUCUGUUCUUCGACACAGUCUGCUGAAGGGCAUCUCUGCACAGAUCGUCUCUGCUGCUGACAAAGUGGAUGCUGGACUGCCAACUGCUAUAACAGUGUCAGGGGUGAUCGCUGUGGGAACAUCUCAUGGUCUGGCUCUGGUCUUUGACACCAACCAGGCUCUGCGGCUCUGUCUGGGUACCAAGGCAACUGGGGCAGAGUUUGGAGCCGUCUCCGCCCUCACCAUCAACCACGAUUGCUCACGACUUCUCUGCGGGUUCGCCAAAGGACAGAUCACCAUGUGGGAUCUAGCCAAUGGGAAGCUUCUGAGAACUAUCAAUGAUGCCCACCCUCCUGGGACAGCUAUACUGCAUGUGAAGUUUACAGACGACCCAACUCUUGCAGUGUGCAAUGACAGUGGAGGAUCAGUUUUCGAGCUGGCUUUCAGGAGGGUGAUGGGGAUGCGGUCCUGUGACUCUCGAUGUCUCUUCAGUGGGUCUAAAGGGGAGGUGUGCUGUAUUGAACCGUUGCAUGCUCCUCCAGACUUCAGAGACCAUCCAAUCACACACUACUCUCUGCUGGCUAUGGCCUCUCUCACUAAGAUUCUGGUCAUUGGACUUAAGCCCUCGCUGAAAGUCUGGAUGACUUUUCCCUACAGCAAGUCUGAUCCAUCCAGUGUUCCUCAGCUGGCCUGGCAGUUUGUUCCUGUUCAGAAGAUGGUCAACCCAAUCCUGGCUUUUUGCAAAGGAGACACAGUCCACUUCCUCCUGGUAAAGAAGGAGGAGACGGGGACCAUCCAUGUCAUCAAACAAAGACAACUCCACCUCAGCUGUGACAUCAUUAGCCUGAGUUGGAUUAACAGCCGCACGCUGGUCCUGGUAGACAGCCACGAAAAGCUGCAGGUUGUGGACCGGCCCAGUCAGGAGGUUUUGGAGACUCUGGACUUGGAGCAGGUGCAACUGGUCUAUAACAGCCGGCAUUUCAAAUCGCUGGCCACUGGAGGGAAUGUCUCCCAGGCUCUGGCUUUAGUCGGAGAGAAGGCCUGCUACCAGUCCGUCUCGAGCUACGCAGGACAGAUCGUCUAUUUGGGCACCAAGUCAGCUCACAUUAUGACUCUAAGGAACUGGAGAGAGCGUAUAGACUGCCUGCUGAAACAGGAGCAUUUUGUCGAGGCUCUCUCUCUGGCCUGGUCCUUCCAUGAGGGAACUGCUAAGGCUGUGGUUGGCCUGUUUGGAGAUCCAGUGAAAAGGAAGGGAGUGGUGGGUGACAAGAUGGUAGAGGUCAUUUUCCAGUUUGCAGAGCAUGCUUUGAAGAAGUGUCCAGAACAUGGCAAGAUCCAAGUGAUGGAGCAACACUUCCACGAUGUGGUUCCAGUGCUGGUGGAUUACUGUCUCCUGCUACAGAGGGCCGACCUGCUGUUCAACCAGCUGUAUGCUCGGCUGGGGGAGAACACGGUUGCUAAGGGUGUCUUUCUGGAGUCACUGGAGUCAUACAUUGUUGCGGACCGCCUUGGCCACCUCACCACGCCCAUCAUGAGGGACCUCCUGGCCCAUUACCAUGGCAAUGGUAUGAUGGACAGUCUGGAGAGAUGCAUCGUCCAUCUGGAUGUCACCAGCCUGGACAUACAGCAGGGAAGGUCACCAUCCAGGGAUCCUCCUGCUACAGGAACAUGACCUCCAUGAGCUUCUGCUGGACUUAAUGUGCCGCUUUGCCCCCCAGCAGCUCCUGAGCUUCCUCCAGACCUCCCAGCACUACAGACUGGAGGAGGCCAUACAAAUAACAGAGAAGUACCACCACAAUGAGGCUACAGCCUACCUGCUAGAAAAGAAGGGAGACGUUCAAGGAGCUUUUGCUGUCUUGUUAGAGACACUGAAGGACAAGCUGAGUCUCCUCACUGCUGAGAGUGAUAGAGUCGAAGGAGGGAAAGGAAGACAGGAUGAGGAGGAGGGAGGUGACGAAGCAACGCUGACAGGAGUGAAGGACUCACUGAAUGAAAUCAUUGUCUUGUGUCAUCGAAGCUCCCAGAACCUCUACCAGCAACAAAGAGAGGUGCUGUGGUUUCCUCUGCUGGAGACCAUGAUGGCUUCUCAAAAACUAGUGAAGGGGCUCAAUGCCAAACACACAUUUGAAGUGCUGAAGGAGCUGACCAUGAAGGUUCUCAACUGUAUGAGCACCUUUAUUUCUCUUCCUGCCAUUAUCCAGCGAAUACUGCAGGACCCAGUCUAUGGGAAAGGAAAGCUGGCAGAGAUUCAAGGCCUCAUUCUGGGUAUGCUGGACACUUUUAACUAUGAACAGACUUUACUUGAAACAACCACCAGUCUGUUGAACCACGACCUCCACUGGUCCCUGGCUCACCUGCGCGCUGCCGUCACAAGAGGGCUCCACCCACGGCAGGACUACUGUAACAUCUGCCUGCAGCAGUACAAGAGGAGGCAGGACUCUGCAGAGGAGAUCAUUGUGUUCAGCUGCGGCCACCUGUACCACUUCCAGUGUCUGCAGCAGAAGGACUGUGGGUGGGGCUUCGCUUCAGAGCAACAACAGCGGUGGAGCUGCUACAAGUGUUCCUCCAGCCAAGGAGGAAGGGCAGGGUCUUCUGCCGAGCCAAACAGAGGCCGCAGCACGUCACUGGCACAGACUCGAGUUACAUCAGUGCAUCAUGAUGUGGGAGCAGAGGCUGACAGAAAGAAGGUGUUUGUUGAGGCAACGUUGGACCUUCAGCAGGAACAGUCCUGGGAUCAGCUACGCUGUUUAUACCGAGGGCCGUCCAGGUUGUCCAUCCUUUCAGAGCUGUCCCACUGCCAUAGCAGUGAGAAGACGGGGCUUCUAAUCACAGCCCAGCCAGGAACAGAGAAUUUCCAACUUAAACUCGCUCCUCCACCUCUGUUGGAGGAGUAGCACCAGGACUGGCUGAGGAUCCAUUUGUCCUCCAUUUGUCCAGACUUGAGUGAAGCAGGACUGCUUAAAGACUGAUUUCCUGCUUUCCCCUUACUGUUCUUCAUCAGUGUCGAAUGCAGUUUUCCACCAUUUUUGAUAUUGUUUAACUUGUUUCAAACUGUUGAUAAUAUUGGGUCACUGGUAAUUCUACUGAAUGUAGCUUUAAUUCCAUCCAUUGUUUAUGCUUUAGUUUGCAUGUUGUCAAGAAGUGGAUCAUAACAUAACUGCGAAGAAAGUUAAAACUCGUAUUUUGGAGGGGGGCAUUGAUACUGAAUGUUUGUUUACAAGCAGUAAACAACACAAGAUACUUCCUCCUCUCUUAUUUCUGCACACUGAUAUAAACACUGAUCCUAACUUGUUUAAUGUGAAAGGUUCUAGCGUGAUGAUACCACAAUGCAGCUCCUAACUGACAGUGAUAAAUUACCUUUAUUGAAUGAUUGAAUUCAAGAUCUCAUGAGGUGUUUUCUGAGUGAGAAAUCUCCCAUCGUUUUUGUGGUAUCGGUGGAACAAACAUUUCAGAACAGAAGAUAAUUUGAUAAACGCAAACUCAUUUUCCGGCUCCUUAUUUAAACCAAUCAUUAGGUCAACUUCUAAAGGAACUUAAUCUCACAAUAAGGCUGUUUGGGACUUUUAUGGGUAGUGUGGAAGUCCAAAGAGGGCUAUGUAUGUAUGUAUUAUUAGAGAGGGCUGUCUGACUUUUUUUCUCUUUACUUCAGACUUCUCUUGUGGGCUUAAUAAUGACUUCUUGUUAUAUUUGUUAGAACUUUGUACAUGAGACAGAUAAUCUGUAAAACACAGGUUCACUUUGGACUUCACCGGGUCUAAACAAAAACAACCAAUCAGAGCUAAGUAAUAUGGAAAGACACAUAGGAUUGGCUCAUUGUUGAGUCUCAUUCCCAGCAUCGAUAUUUGACAACCUGGGAAUGAGACUGAACAAUUGACUAUCUUUCUCAGCUCUGAUUGGUUGUUUUCGUUCAGGCCUGGUGGAUUCUUGUAAAUGUCAUAA